Arabis nemorensis is the source of this 285-nucleotide messenger RNA. The record is from the annotation of a GenBank genome assembly. Lineage: Eukaryota; Viridiplantae; Streptophyta; Magnoliopsida; Brassicales; Brassicaceae.
AUGUUGGAAGGAAAAGCAAUGGUGGAAGAUUCAGACAUGCCAGUGAAGAUGCAGAUGCAAGCUAUGGCUUCUGCUUCUCAAGCUCUUGAUCUUUUUGAUGUUUUUGACUGUAAAUCCAUUGCUGGUCACAUCAAGAAGGAGUUUGAUGAGAGAUAUGGAAGUGGAUGGCAAUGUGUGGUGGGAUCAAAUUUUGGGUGUUUCUUCACACAUUCUAAAGGGACUUUUAUCUAUUUCCAAUUGGAGACACUUAAAUUCCUCAUCUUUAAAGGAGCUUCUUCUCCUUAA